UCUACCCCAUGACGUCAGUGACGUCACGCGACGUGGGGUUGCGUCCCAUCGCUAGGUGCGUGCGUGCGUCGAGGUGACGGAGCGGGCCGGACGCGUCCCUUUGUUGGCUCAGCGGCGCCUGUGAGGAGAAGCAGCAGCAGCGGCGGGUGUUUGUGAUCGGUCCGCCAAAGGGAGGCGGCCAGGCCAGAGCCUUCGAGCCCCCCCCCGGUGGGGCCGGCCCCGCUCCGCUCCCGCCGCCUCUCUCCCGUUCCUGCCGCCAUGGACUCUGACGAAGGCUACAACUACGAGUUCGACGAGGACGAGGAGUGCAGCGAGGACAGCGGCGCCGAGGAGGACGAGGACGAGCCCGACGAUGAAGACGACGACGAGCCCGACGACGACAACCUGGACCUGGGCGAGGUGGAGCUGGUGGAGCCCGGGCUGGGCGUGGGCGGCGAGCGCGACGGGCUGCUGUGCGGCGAGACGGGAGGCCUGGGGCCCGGCGGAGGAGGCGGAGGAGGCCUGGGCGGCAGCGGCCUAGGCGGGCCGGGCCCCGGCGGCGGGCUGGGCCACGAGCAGGAAGAGGAUUACCGCUACGAGGUCUUGACGGCCGAGCAGAUCCUGCAGCACAUGGUGGAGUGCAUCCGAGAGGUCAACGAGGUCAUCCAGAAUCCAGCAACUAUCACCAGGAUACUCCUUAGUCAUUUCAACUGGGAUAAAGAAAAGCUGAUGGAGAGGUACUUUGAUGGCAACCUGGAGAAGUUGUUUGCAGAAUGUCAUGUAAUUAAUCCUAGUAAAAAGUCUCGAACACGUCAGAUGAACACGAGGUCAUCUGCACAGGACAUGCCUUGCCAGAUCUGCUAUCUGAACUAUCCUAACUCUUACUUCACUGGCUUGGAGUGUGGACAUAAAUUUUGUAUGCAGUGCUGGAGUGAAUAUUUAACUACCAAAAUAAUGGAGGAAGGCAUGGGACAGACAAUUUCAUGCCCUGCUCACGGCUGUGAUAUCUUGGUUGAUGACAAUACAGUUAUGCGCCUGAUCACAGAUUCAAAGGUUAAAUUAAAGUACCAGCAUUUAAUAACUAAUAGUUUUGUAGAGUGCAAUCGGCUGUUAAAAUGGUGUCCUGCUCCAGAUUGCCACCAUGUUGUUAAAGUACAGUAUCCUGAUGCUAAGCCUGUUCGCUGUAAAUGUGGCCGUCAGUUUUGCUUUAACUGUGGUGAAAACUGGCAUGAUCCUGUUAAGUGCAAGUGGUUAAAGAAGUGGAUUAAGAAGUGUGAUGAUGACAGUGAAACUUCUAACUGGAUUGCAGCAAACACAAAGGAAUGCCCCAAAUGCCAUGUGACUAUAGAAAAAGAUGGAGGCUGCAAUCACAUGGUCUGUCGGAACCAGAAUUGUAAAGCAGAGUUUUGCUGGGUGUGUCUUGGCCCUUGGGAACCGCAUGGGUCUGCCUGGUACAACUGUAAUCGCUAUAAUGAGGAUGAUGCAAAGGCAGCAAGAGAUGCCCAAGAGGAAUUAACACAGCGAUCCAGAGCAGCCCUGCAGAGGUACCUCUUCUACUGCAACCGUUACAUGAACCAUAUGCAGAGCCUGCGCUUUGAGCACAAACUCUAUGCCCAAGUCAAGCAGAAGAUGGAGGAGAUGCAGCAGCACAACAUGUCGUGGAUUGAGGUCCAGUUCCUGAAGAAAGCAGUUGAUGUCCUCUGCCAGUGUCGUGCCACACUCAUGUACACAUACGUCUUUGCCUUCUACCUCAAAAAGAAUAAUCAGUCCAUUAUCUUUGAGAAUAAUCAAGCAGAUUUGGAAAAUGCUACCGAGGUCCUUUCUGGGUAUCUGGAACGAGAUAUAUCUCAAGAUUCACUGCAAGACAUAAAGCAGAAAGUGCAAGAUAAGUACAGAUACUGUGAGAGUCGACGAAGGGUUUUGUUGCAGCACGUGCAUGAAGGCUACGAGAAGGACCUGUGGGAAUAUAUUGAGGACUGAGACUGGCCUGCAUAAAACGAACUCUGAAACCCUUUUACCAUCUAGAGUGCUCAUGCAAUUAAAGCAAAACACACACAAAAAGGGGCACUACGCCUAUUACACCGCUGGUCUGUAGUACCGGAAUUCUGUUUUUGUUAAUGGAAAAAAUUUAAGUAAAUUAUAUUGUAAUAAAAAAGGUAGAUAAACCAUUGUACAACAGUAUUCUAGGUGGCCAGUAAGUGUGACAGACGCACUAAGAAAAACAAAACAACCCUCCAACUUUAACUUGUAACGUAGCUUCAUUUUCCAAGCUGACUUUUUUUCCUCCUUUCUCCUAUGCGUAUUACAGAUGAGAUUUAAAACAGUUUCUUGACACUGCUUUUCAUGUCCAACCAGCCAUUUUGAUGUACUUUGGUAUGGGAUUCCCCCCCUCCCCCCUUCCCUGUUACCCACACAUGCACCAGUUCAUGGGUGAAUGUUGUUUGGCUUAUUGUAAAGAGGAUUUUGGGGGGUGGGGAGGGGUGGGGGGGCACACAGCAAGGAAAAAACUUUGUAUAUGACUUUUAAAAACAAACAAAGAGGACAACACAGUAUUUUUCAAAAUUGUAAAUAGCGCAUAUGCAUGGACAAAGGGCAAGCGUGGCACGUGUUUGCAUAAUGUUUAAUUACAAAAAUAUUUAUUCUUUAAAAAUCUUCAAGAUGAUGUCUAUUUGCUGUGCAUUUUUCUUUCAUUUUGCUUUUUACCCGGGUUUGGGAUGGGGGCAGUGUGUGGUGCUGUAACAACUCUCUCUCUCUCUCUCUCUCUCUCUCUCUCUCUCUCUCUCUCUCUCUUGUUGAGAGAUUUUGAUUUCUUCCUCCUCCUGCAGUUCCUUUGCAACUAUUCCAUGGUUUGGGUGUGUUCAUUGCUGGCAACGGACACCAUCCCAUUUGCACUUCUGGCUUCUGAUGCAAACUGGUUUACCUUGGUGUGUGUUUUCAAUGUUUGGAAAUGAAAGUGUAGUAAUUCCAGCUGCUUUGUCUUUUUGCUCAGAAUAUCCAUCCCUCUUGCCCGUCUAACCCUUUCCGUGCCUGUCUGACAUCCAUUCUGCAUCUGGCUCAUACUCAUUCAUAGGAAGCAUUAGGAAUUUUUCUCUGUGGAUUGAAGUGCUCAAAUGGAACAUUCCUUGUUGCUUUGUCUUGUCAGUUGUACAACACCAAAAACAAAGAUGGAGUUCCUGUGGCUUACAUUUUGGGGCUUGGUUGUUGGAAAAAGUGCCUGAUAACACUCCAUCUGGUUGCAAAGAUCUGUAGUCCCUGAAGUCACUGGGUAUUUUCCCCCCAUGGGAGAGAAGAGCGAGUGAGUUUCAGCUACACAGUCAUUUAUAGUCCCCUUUUUUGUAAUAAAAGCAAUGCUAAAGCACUAGUUGAAAGUAGUUUAUUAAAGUCUGCUCCUACAUAGGAGCUCCUUUUGUGGUAUUUUUCCACCGUGGCAGAGUUUACACUUUCAAGCUGAGAAAGGAGAGAAAAUGUACAUCUGCAAAAGCAGUUUGUGAAGCCAGUUUCUGCUACUUUUUCAAGCAGAGAUUGUCACCCAGAUCCAAAGAUCUGUUCAAGCAGUUCCACAUGCACCCAGUGAUAGUUUGGUUUGUGUUUCCAGAACAGUAGCCUCCUAUGCAACCUGGCAAAGACUUCUGAAAAUGAAGGGAAUUGCAGCAACUUCUUGAGUGUCGGCUGUUUGAAAGAGCAUAAGAUUUCACUAGGUCAGCCAGAGGUCUUGAGUUAAGCUAAUGCUGCCUAGCUUGUGUAUUCAAUGACACAAUAGGAAAUUGAGGUUUGCAUCUGUUCACACUUAACUUUUGUGUGGUAGGACUUACUUACUUGCUUGUAGCUCAUCUGCAAUGUCCAAAAAAGUUGAAUCAAACAGAUACCUUUUGUGGGGAGAGAGGAGUUUUUCUUUUGGUAAGGUUGCAGUAGAAGAAAUGUUGUUACCUUUGGAGAGGCGUGAAUGUUUAUUCAAAGAAUCUCACUCCAUUAGACUGAGUGUGGUGCGCCUGUUGCUUGGAUACCUCUUCUGAAGCUUUCUGCCAUGUCCGUUGCUAUGCCUUUGCACACUGCUGCUCAGACUAAACUUCUAGACCAGAUUAUUUCUUUUCAAUGUUCGUUUAGCGUCUUUGCCUAGAACUGGGUUAAUCAGAACAUGUGGCCAUGCUGUGUGGGUGUGCAAAUUGGAUGAAUGUGUUUAUGUGUUCAUGCCUUCAGCAUUUUCCCCAGAUUUUUCUCAUUUCUAAACACCUUGCUCUUGCCAUUUUCGCCCGUCCAUUUUUUGUUUAAAAAAAAUCCAAAGCUGUAUCUUCUUCUCUUGAAGAUCACUUAAGUUUGGAAAACAUUCUAAAACUCUGUGGGCUUUGGAGUGAGAUCAGUUAAGCAGAAGGUCUUAUAAAGGCUUUACUCAUCAGUCCUAGACAGUUCCUCCUCCUCCAUCUAUCCUUUAAACAGUCCCUUUUCUUAAAAAAGCAAAUACUUGGCAAUGAAGAUGCUACUCUCAAGCUUUGGUUGGUGCAAUAUGCUAAAAUAAUGGUUUGUGUUGACUUUAUCAUGGGCUAAUUGAAUGAGGGCCUCUAGCCACACUCAACAGGAGAGCAGAGCAUGGUCUGUAUUUAGUGCCCACCCUCUUUCUGUUCCACGUAAUUCACUGCAGCUGUUUUUAUCUUUUGUUUGUUUUUUGUAGUGUAUGUAUCAGACAGUCUUAAUUUUCAAAACCAUUUAACCCUGAAAUGUUUUAGUACAACUGCUGUAUUAAAAAUCAGUUAUUGCGUGAGACAAGAGCGGUGCUCUUCUGAGAACCUUUCCAUAUACAGGUGGAUUCUAUUAUCCAGCACUUGGGGGUAAGACAAUCGGACUGGGCUGUGACGGAGUGAAGACUCGUAAUCUUCUGAUUUCCCUCCCCCCCAUCUAGAGAGCACCUCAUGCUGUGGAAAUAACUUCUUAGACUUCAUUGUAACUGCUGGACUGUUCCGUGUUAAGGCUAAACAGAGGGAGAGAAAGCGUUCCUAAUUCUAAUAAACUUUUAUUUUGUUAUUUCAUUA
Messenger RNA from Rhineura floridana, 5003 nucleotides. It is a transcript of the gene ARIH1, whose product is annotated as ariadne RBR E3 ubiquitin protein ligase 1. Lineage: Eukaryota; Metazoa; Chordata; Lepidosauria; Squamata; Rhineuridae. Gene Ontology annotation, cellular component: nucleus; ubiquitin ligase complex; cytoplasm. The coding region runs from base 259 to 1959 and encodes 566 amino acids. Gene Ontology annotation, biological process: ubiquitin-dependent protein catabolic process; positive regulation of proteasomal ubiquitin-dependent protein catabolic process; protein polyubiquitination. Gene Ontology annotation, molecular function: zinc ion binding; ubiquitin conjugating enzyme binding; ubiquitin protein ligase activity. The record is from RefSeq and is a predicted model, not a curated record. The transcript is spliced from 14 exons.